Marchantia polymorpha subsp. ruderalis is the source of this 1520-nucleotide messenger RNA. The record is from the annotation of a GenBank genome assembly. Lineage: Eukaryota; Viridiplantae; Streptophyta; Marchantiopsida; Marchantiales; Marchantiaceae.
GUCCUCUUCUGAGUUCACUCUUCUGUCAUCCGAGAAACUGACUCUUGCACAACAGUCGAUCGAUCAUGAAUAAGCGUUCGGUGCGUAAGCAGAUUGCUCAGAAUGUAGGUAAUUUUCUGGUGAUCCUCCUGGCAGUGAGUGUCCAAGCAGAUCUAGUGAUCGAUGUGGACAUCACGGGCUGCCAGACGGGGAUGCCCAUCACGCAAGGCGUGGCUCAGACCUUCAAGGUCUCGUCCCUCUACGAACUGCAAAAGGUGGAGAUUUGGAUUCAGCCGGAGCUCGAGUACACCACCUCAUACAACGUGGAGAUUUGGACCAACGCCACACUGCUUUCGCUGGGAUCAUCCGACACUCUGAGCCUCGCCUCAUCCACUGCGGGCACUGCCUCUACAUGGUACGCCUUCUUCUUCCCAGCAGGCCCUGUCGUCCUGAAGCCGGAGCACGCAUACUGGCUGAAGCUCGUGCGCCUGUCACAAUAUUCCGGUGGCUUCUCGUACUGCAACGACGUGUACUCGGACGGCAGCCUGUUCGUCUCGAUGACAGAUCCUUUCCCUCUGAACGACAUGUCAUUCCGCCUGUACGCCGCCCCUCUGCAACUAGCGCACUGGACAUUCAAUGGAGAUUUCGACGAUGCGUCUCCGGCCAAGCUUGCAGCUGCAGUUCCUAUGGGAAGCAACGUCGCUCUGCUGGGCGACUAUGUCAGCAUCCGAUUGCCCGGCUACUUGAACUUGCCUAGCGUGGACAUUCAGAACACGAGCUUCACCGUGGCCUUCAAUAUGCGGGUCCCGACCUCCAUGACCGCGGGCAAGAGUUAUCUCUACGCCGACUGGAGCCCAGGGCAGUGGCAGUUUCUGUCUCAGAUCGACGCUGCCCACACCAUAUCGGUCCAGCUGCGGAGGAAUAUUGAAACGAACGGCGCCAAUCCCGAGCAGGAUCUGGUCGCCGUGACUUCGUCCAUACCCGUGCCUCUGGGCGAGUGGUUCGACGUCGCCUGGGCCUUCGAUCGACCUGCGCGCACUUUGACCUUGUACUUCAAUCAGCAGAGUGUGGGAAGUGCCACCGUUCGCUGUUCUGUCCUGGAUCUCUCUCUCAAAACUAGUAACUCCACGUACUAUCAGUUCGGCCGCAAAGGCGAUGAAGCGACUCAUUUAGAUGCCGACUUGAGGCAUCUCAGAGUUUAUGCCACACCUGACGUCAAUCUCACUUCGCUGUGAUGCCUUCGAUGCGAGGUCAACGUCGAAUGGAAACGGUGUUAGCAACUUUAACUUGUUCCUUCCCGUCUAGAUUCUUCUUCAAGUGCUGGAAAUUUGCACACCGGAUUAUCGAGGGGGUGGUUUACACUGGAAGUGGCCUCGCUUUGUCUAAAUACUGUCCAGUUUCGAUACGUGCAUAGUGUGUGUACAUCGUUUGAGUUCAUAAACAGACCGAUCCAGAUGUUGUCGAGCAGUGCAGACAUCCGUGAAGACUUUUAAAUAAAUGAACUCAAUGCUCUUUCUUUCGUCCUCGGCCUAAAUUUCUUC